Didymodactylos carnosus is the source of this 281-nucleotide messenger RNA. The record is from the annotation of a GenBank genome assembly. Lineage: Eukaryota; Metazoa; Rotifera; Eurotatoria; Philodinida; Philodinidae.
AAUCAAUCUUGGUCAAUACAAGAUCUUGCUGAUGGAGAGAGAGAUUCUCAACUGGGUUCGUCGGCAUCUUCAACGACGAUAAGCAAAUCCGACGCUUCAGAUGAUCUGGGUGACAAACGAAUGGAUGAUUUUAUCAAUGAAGCAGCAGCAAAAGUUCGUUCAUCACAACAAAAUCGUUUAGAGGAAAAAGUUACUAGCAAUACAUCGGAUGAUGAUAAAAAUUCAGCGGCACCCAAAAUCCAACUAUCAGAAUUAGAAAAGAAAAAUGAUAAAUUAAAACA